AUGUCGCUCUACCACGAGGCGGCAGGCAUUCUGUCGGGGCCGUCGUCGCACGGCGGGAGUCUGAAGUCGCGCGUCUUUGGCAACAAGGACAAGGACAAGGACAAGGAGCUUAAGUCGCCGCCUGCAGCUGUCUACGCCCUGGCCCUCGAGUCGUCCAAAUGGAGCCCCGUGCUCAAGGAGGUCAUUGAGAGUGCCCAGCUGCUGCAGAAGGAACGCAAGCUCACCCCCGUCCUCGCCGUCCUGCUCGUCCACGACUUCCUCGUCGCCAAGGGCGGCAUCGCGCUGCCGCAGACCCAUGGCCUGCGCGCCGCCGUCGAGCGCCACAAGGCCCGGCUGACGUCCGAGUUCACGCGCGCCCGCCUGCGCCGGAAGUGCUCCUCGGUCGACGCCCUGCGCCACCUGGUCGAGGCCGACGCCCGCACCGGGCCCGUCCACCCCCGCUGGAUCCGCGUUAAUACGCUCAAGACCACCGUCGACGACCAGCUCGAGACCACCUUUGUCGGCUGGGACGUCGUGCCCACCGUCCAGGACGUCAUCCGCGCCGCCACCGAGUCUCCCCCCAAGAGGGUCCUCUGUCUGGACGGCCACAUCCCCAACCUGAUCGCCGUGCCCCCGGGCCCCGUCUUCGACUUCGCCAAGGCCGACGCCUACAAGACGGGCGCCCUCAUCCUGCAAGACAAGGCCUCGUGCUUUCCGGCCUACCUGCUCGACCCCCGUCCCGAGGAGGGUGACAUCAUCGACGCCUGCGCCGCCCCUGGCAACAAGACGACACACCUCGCCGCCAUCCUCGCCGAGCGCGGCGCCUUUGGGUCAGAAUCAGCGCCUGCUGGUGCCAGUGCACCGCGGCAGAACAAAAAGAAGCAGAAGCAAAGGCAAAAGAUACAAGGGCAGAGCGAGCAGUCAACCAUCUUCGCCUUCGAAAAGGACAAGCACCGCGCGCAGACGCUCGACAGCAUGGUGAAGCUGGCGGGGUCCGACGGCGUCACCAUCGUGCACCCGGGGCACGACUUCCUCAAGGCCGACCCGGCCGCCGCGCAGUUCCGCAACGUGCGCGCCCUGCUGCUGGACCCCAGCUGCUCGGGCAGCGGCAUCGUCGGCCGCGACGACGCCCCGGAGCUGUACCUGCCCGCCGACGCGUCUGCCCCCAACCCCACUACUCCCACAGGAACGAAAGAGAAAUACAACAAGAAGCGCAAGCGCCCCCAAGCCAGCACCCCUAAUGACGAGAACAGCAGCAAGCCGCUGCCGCAGCUCGUCGGCGACGACGGCGAGACGUUCACCGUGCUCUCGUCCGACGCCGAGCUGCGCGCGCGCAUCGCCGCGCUGGCCGCCUUCCAGCUCUCCCUACUACAACACGCCUUUUCUUUCCCCGCCGCCCGCCGCGUCACCUACUCAACGUGCUCUAUACAUGCGGGCGAGAACGAGCACGUCGUGCUCGCGGCGCUCGCGUCGCCCGCUGCGCGUACCGAUGGGUGGCGUCUCUUGGCGCGCGCCGACCAGCCCCGCGGCAUGCGCGACUGGCCCGUCCGCGGCGAUGCCGCUGCGUGUGCCGGUGACGAGGCUGUGGCCGAUGCGUGCGUGCGUGCGAACCGUGAUGAUGGGAGGGGUGUGAUGGGGUUUUUCGUCGCGGCGUUUGUGAGGGAUGCGUUGGGUCUGGAUGGAGAGAAGAAGGAGGGGGAGGGGGAGGACGGCCCGUUCGUGCGUGACGAUGACGGACGGAUUGUCCGCGACCAGCACGGUAUCCCCACUCUCAAGGCUACAGGCGACAAGGCCGUGACUGUCGAUGAGUUUUAUGGCGUCGAGGAUGACGAUGAGGAUGAUGACAGCAGUGAUAGCGACAGCGACGAUAGCGACAGCGGUAGUGAUGAGGAUGAGGGGGAAGAGGACUCCGAUGGCCCGUUCGCGAGAGACGCCCACGGCCGGGUUAUCAGGGACGGCGCGGGCUUGCCGACGCUCAAGUCUACGGGGAGAACAGUGCAGCUUGGUGGUGGUGGCGGUGCGGAUGAGUGGGGUGGUUUCGAGGACUGA
Messenger RNA from Lasiosphaeria miniovina, 2028 nucleotides. RefSeq names its product S-adenosyl-L-methionine-dependent methyltransferase. Gene Ontology annotation, cellular component: nucleolus. The record is from RefSeq and is a predicted model, not a curated record. The transcript has 2 exons. Gene Ontology annotation, molecular function: RNA methyltransferase activity. Lineage: Eukaryota; Fungi; Ascomycota; Sordariomycetes; Sordariales; Lasiosphaeriaceae. Gene Ontology annotation, biological process: rRNA base methylation. Bases 1 to 2028 code for a protein of 675 amino acids.